This is a messenger RNA of Phytophthora infestans T30-4, 1100 nucleotides long. RefSeq names its product F-box protein, putative. Lineage: Eukaryota; Oomycota; Peronosporomycetes; Peronosporales; Peronosporaceae. Gene Ontology annotation, molecular function: protein binding. The record is from RefSeq and is a predicted model, not a curated record. The transcript is spliced from 2 exons. Bases 48 to 1100 code for a protein of 350 amino acids.
AACGAGGUGAAGACGAACGCCGGAAGACCAAAAAGCGACGGAACGACAUGGACCUCCCCGCUGUGCUGAAGCUGCAGGUGCUGCAGUUCCUGGACCACUCAGCGCUACAUGCAGCCGAGCAGACAUCACAUGCACUGAUGGAGCUCACGCGCGAACACGAGCUAUGGAAAAGUAUCUCCGACGCGCAUGUGACCUGCAGUGAAGCCUUGAACCGGUCCGACCUGUGGAAGAAAAUGGUGUGCAUGGCACAGCGCCCUGCAACCGGCGACAAGCAGUUGCUGGGCGGUGUGGAGGCCUUUUCGUCUGCAGACCGACCAAGCGAGUCACCCGUGAACACGCUCACAUCCUCGCGUUGUUGGAUGGAGUUGCAUCAACUACAGACGGCGGACGUGGAACUGGAGGCGGAGCUGACGACGCUAGGCGAGCGCAUUCAGCACCGCUGCGGCUGCUCCUCGGGAGAGUCGUGCUACUGGAGCAGCUCGGCGUCAACGAACCAGAAUGCAACUGAGUUUAUUGACUACGCACUCAAUGGACCGUGCGUAGUGAAUGCCGUUCAGAUUGUCCCGUAUCGAGUGUUCUGGCAUCCAGACAGCCCAACGUACGCGCCUAAACGAGUUCGGUUCGAGUUCUUUGAUGUUGACGACAUGGCGACGCUGCAGCAGGGGUCUGCAAUAGGGCGGAAUCAACCGCUAGGCACGCGCGCAACAGCUAUCAAACCAUUUUUUGCCUCACGUGACUAUGAGGUGAAGAACGACAUGACGUUGCAAGAGUUCGUGUUGCCAAGGAAAGUGGCGGCCAGCAAGAAGACUGUGCUGCGGAUCACACUGAUCGGACGACACCAGGCACAAACAUUUCAGUUUCCUCAGGAACUUUUCAACGGCAUUGAAGACCAGCGACCCAAAUACUACUGUUGUCUGAGCUAUGUCAAUGUGUGUGGAGUGCCAUGGAAACCUGUGCAGACCGAAAAAGAAGCUUCGACGGCAAUUGCGCAGCCGAACUCCAUGAGUCCAAACCUGCGUAUGGCGGCACUCACCGGACUGGCAGUGUACAUGACUGCUUGCUACGAAGGAUUCAUUGGCCGCACCGGACGAUGGGAGUGA